This is a messenger RNA of Bombina bombina (fire-bellied toad), 2291 nucleotides long. RefSeq names its product putative lysosomal acid lipase/cholesteryl ester hydrolase. The transcript is spliced from 10 exons. The record is from RefSeq and is a predicted model, not a curated record. The coding region runs from base 90 to 1295 and encodes 401 amino acids. NCBI's taxonomy places the organism in Eukaryota, Metazoa, Chordata, Amphibia, Anura, Bombinatoridae. Gene Ontology annotation, molecular function: hydrolase activity, acting on ester bonds.
CUGAUAUCUCACAUACUUCCCAUUUAAAAACACCAGUCUCCUGCUGAUGAGCUCGUGUGCACAGCUUUUUUCCUUACUCAGUCGAAAACAUGUGGUAUUUGGUCACUGUGACAUUUCUGAUCCAAGCGUAUAAAUGCUCACAGACUGUGACAUUUCAGAGUGGAUCUUGUGAUCUUAAGCAUUCUCCAGAUCCUGAAGCAUUUAUGAAUAUUAGUGAAAUGAUCAGAUACAGAGGAUACCCAAGUGAGGAGUAUGAAGUCGUUACAGAUGAUGGCUACAUCCUGAGUGUUAACAGAAUACCCCACGGAGUCAAAUAUAGAUUUAAAGGCCCAAAACCAGUGGUUUUCCUGCAGCACGGUUUGCUGGCAGAUGGUAGCAACUGGGUCAGUAAUCUUGCAAACAAUAGCUUGGGAUUCAUUUUAGCAGAUGCCGGAUAUGAUGUGUGGUUGGGAAACAGCCGAGGGAACACCUGGUCUAAGAAACACAAAACUCUUUCAGCAGAAUCUGAGGAAUUCUGGGCCUUUAGUUACGACGAGAUGGCUAAACAAGAUCUCCCAGCAGUGAUUAACUUCAUAUUAAAUAAAACAGGUCAGGAGAAAAUAUUCUAUGUUGGUCAUUCUCAAGGAACCACAAUAGGAUUUAUAGCUUUUUCAAGCAUGCCUGCCUUGGCGGAUAAAAUUAAAAUGUUUUUUGGCCUUGCUCCUGUAACUACAAUCGAAUUCUCCACCAGUCCCCUGGUAAAACUAGCCAUUUUCCCAGAGUGCUUCUUAAAGACAAUAUUUGGCAACAAGGCUUUUUUCCCACAAACAGAGCAAAUAACAUGGCUUGCUACCAAUAUCUGUAACCAUAAACUAUUCAAUCAUUUAUGCGGCAAUACGUUUUUUCUCUUAUGUGGAUUUAACGAGAAGAACCUUAAUAUGAGUCGUGCGGACGUGUAUUUAUCCCACUGUCCUUCUGGAACAUCUAUGCAGAACAUGCUUCACUGGGUUCAGUUAAAAAAAUCAGGAGAACUGAAGGCCUUUGAUUGGGGAUAUGAUGGUAAUAUUAUCCACUAUAAACAGCCUACUCCUCCUUUGUACCAUGUGAGGGACAUGAAGAUACCGGCGGCACUUUGGACUGGAGGAAACGACUGGCUGGCAGAUCCGAAGGAUGUUGGCUUGUUACUCACACAAGUCACAAACUUAGUGUACCACAAAAAGGUUCCAGAAUGGGAUCAUCUAGAUUUUAUCUGGGGUCUAGAUGCUCCUUACCGAAUGUACAAUGAAAUAAUAGAGUUGAUGAAAAAGUAUUCAUAAUCUAUUUGUAAUUCAGUGGUUGUGUGUAAUUUUUUGGUGAUCACCUACCAAUGAAAUAAUAAUAAAAAUAAAAUAAGACCUCAUUUUGGAAAGAGGGGGCAUCCCUCUUUCUAAAAAAGAAUUUUUAUGCCCCUCUGUGUUUUAUGUGGGAAAUAGGAACUCUAAAAAUGCCCCAUCUCCUUCAUCAAACACUGUACAGUUGUGUAUUUUAGUUACCAUUGUGAUCAUCUGAAAUUUAGAGGGGGUGUAACCCCUCAUUUAAAAUAAGGCAAUUUCCUAUUUCACAUGGGGGGGUCGCAUACCCCAAUAGGGUGCAUGUGAUUAUACUUAAAGCAGCAAUACCCAGCAUAAGCACUCAAAUGUGCUGUUUACCCUGAGAGGGAGGGGAACAUUAACAGAGCCCCUAUACCAACCUUGCUUGAGCUAGAGGAACAAGUGGCCCCUUAUAUGAAAAGGCAGAUUCCCCUCUUUUAAAUGAGUGGAUCACUAGUUCCUCUAGCACAAAUGGUGAAGGAGCUAUAGGCUCUGUUUGAGCCUCCCUCUACCUCCGGUUAAAUAGCACUAUUAAGUGCCGGUUAUUGCCACUUUUUCCAGAUGAGCUCAUCAAUUUUACAGAAACCCGUUACCCCUCAUUUUAAAGGGAAGUCUCCCCUCUUUCAAGCGCGAGGUGUCUUAUGCCUGUAAAAUGCAGAUGAUUUCCAAAAUAUUGCAAUAACCUGCAAAAGCAGUACUUAAAAUGCAGUUUAACUUGAGGGAGGGGGCUCUUACAUAAUUCCUAUCUCCUCCUCUUUAUGCUGGAGAGACAAGUGACCCUCAUUUUAAAAAUUUGCCCAACCCUAAUAGAGUGGCAUAGGUUUAUUUGCUACACUCUUCUUUAUUACGCUUAAUCUGGUAUCUAGUGCAUUCAAUAUUUACUAUUUUUGUCAUAGACCCUGUGAGAUUAUAUAUAUAUAUAUAUAUAUAGAGAGAGAGAGAGAGAGAGAGAGAGAGAGAGAG